AUGGCGGCUAUGGUGAAGUGUGAGUUCCUGUCAAAGUGUGUAGUAGCCCUAGUAAUGGGUGUGGAAAACUUGUCUGGUCAGUAUGUCCGAGCUGUCUAUCCCUUUGACACUAGCCAUCCAAGGGAGAUAAGCCUGUCAAAAGGCGACAUUGUUAAAGUGGUGAGUGUGAUUGACGAUAACUGGUACUGUGGGGAGUUCCGGGGAAGGAAGGGGAACUUUCCCUCCAGCUACGUCGAGACGCUGAGUCUGCCUGCCGUAGAAGAUGGACAGAAAUUGUAUGGGGCUAUAGAAAACUUUCCUGCUCAGCAAGAUGGAGAUUUGGAAUUCAGAAAAGGAGCUGUAAUUCUGGGGACCCAGCAGAUUGAUGCCAACUGGUGGCAGGGACAGAUUGGGUCCCAUGAAGGGAUUUUUCCUGUCACCCAUGUCAUAGAGUUGGAAAUCCCACCCACCCUAAAGGAACGAAGUCGUAGUGUGCGGUCCACUGAGCCCCUGUUUGCUCUAGCUCUGUGUGAUUCUGCUGCUCAGCUUGAUGAGGAGUUGGGAUUUAAGACGGGUGACAUUAUCACAGUUACCGAAAUCUUAGAUGCCGAUUGGUAUUAUGGGGAAUUAGGAGGCAAAAAGGGAAUGUUUCUUUCAUCCUGUGUUGAAUUAAUUCAGGAUACUUCACAUGAUAGUAGCUCAUUGCCAGCAGAGUCAAGUGCAAAGCCCAGUUCCAAAAUUCAGAAAUCAUUUUCACUGGACCAGUCUUACUACUCUAGUGUUUGUGAUCCACAGCCCAAAGAAGUUUCUAGUUACCAAUCAGAUUCCCAUUAUGUUCCUUCUGGCCAAUCACAAUCCCCAGAUCAAAGUGCCAAUUUCACGAGUGAAAAUACCAAAAGUCUAGACUCCUGUGUCAGUCCCUAUGCUAUGACCUUGUACCCUUUUGAAGGUCAGUCUGACAAUGAACUGUCCUUUGAUACCAAUGAGAUAGUGUACCUUAUUCAACACAUAGAUGACCAGUGGACUGAGGGAGAAAUCGAUGGCAGAAUCGGACUCUUCCCUACCUGUUUUGUCUCCAUCAUUGUAGACUGUCCAUAUGCCUUCAACGAAUCUGACCUAGUCAACUCAACAGAGGCUAAUGCUCCAGAAGAGCAUUGUCAGCAGUCAGACAAAGAAGAGGAGAAAAAACAUGAAGAUCUGGAUAUUAACGAGAAUAGAAACUCACCUACUGUCAAUGUGACCUCAGACCUUAAAGAGAAACUUGAUAAUUCCAGUGCAGUUUCAGGAGAGCAUGGGGCAACAAGAGAGGAAGAGGAGUCUGUGUUUGCCCUUGUCUUAUAUUCCUUUACAGCAGAGUCUGAUCAAGACCUCAGUGUGACAGAGGGCGACACAGUUCAGAUUAUAGAGCAUGUUAAUGCUGAAUGGGUGCGCGCCAGGGAUGAAAAUACAGGGAAAUUUGGACUUGUUCCAUCUGCUUUUCUUGACAUCAUUAGUGGUAGUCCCAUUCAGUUAAAAGUGGAGGGUGAUAGAAAUAGUGAGUAUGAAGUGAGCUUGAAUGAUAGUGAACAGACAUACCAACCUCAAGGACAUGGAACAUCUGUUGACAAAAUGAAAGCCAAGAUUAAUGACAGCAGCAAAAAUGGGUCUGAUCAACUAGUUAAGCCUGGAGUUUCAGCAAGUGCAAGUGUUACGGAAUCAAAAAAAGUAGCACAUGAAACAACUAAUCACAAUUUAAAUACAGACAACAAAAAAGAGGCAUAUCCUCCUCACAGCUUUAAUUUUACAUUAGAACAAAGAUCAGUGCUACCUGUUAAACCUCAAUUAAGCCCCAAGCCUAUGAUCAUGCCCAAACCUAGCCUCUCCCCAAAACCUCUCCUUCCAGAUAAAAUGAAAUUGCAACCUGUGAAGGAGGUGUCCGAUAACGAGGCCACAAUGCUCAAAUCCUCUUCAGCACAAGUUCUACACCACAACGAAUCCAACAACACACUACAGAAAUGUUAUUCCAACAGUGAAUUGUCAAGUCCAGCAACUCUCAAAACAGAAAACAGAAGAGCAACAUUUUCAUUCGGUGAUGUAGAUGCAUCAAAAUCUUUGAACGACUUGAUUUCAGGGGAACUGUCCAAAGCUAAAAGUGAUGGGAGACCUAAUGUUACUGAACAGAAAAGGGCAAAUGUUCCAGCCCAGCCAAUUAGACCAGUCCUCCAAAGGGGGCAAAUCAGUAGCCAGUCCUUUGAUAAUUCCUCUGAUGUAAACAAAGCUACUGAUUCAAAAAGACAUUCUGUAAAUUUUCCUUUGCAUAAUCAGACAGCACAGCAAUACACAACAAAUGAUGACUUUAUGGGGAAUUUUUCAACUGGAAACUCCAUCUUCUUUGUGGACCCGGUCCCCUCUGGAAAAAGCCAUCCACCCAUGAGGAAACCCCCACCCAUUCCACAAAGAUCAUUUGAGCAGACCUCAGAAUUUGACCGUAAACCUUCCCUAAGGAAAGCUCCCCCACCCCGUCCCAUGGGUCCCAGACUCGCAUUGGCCCCUCCCACUGAGCCACUGGUACCUGUGAGGGUGACAGAAUCAAAGCAUACUGACCAGGUGCCUAGGGUGAGGCCCUCCAGACCAGCGCCCACGCGUCCUGCCCCUACCUCUCCUGCAGUAACUCGUCCAGUUCCCACUCGACCAGCACCGUCCAGACCCCAGGGGCCACCCGCUAGGGUGGCUCCUCCAGAGGAGCUCAUUACACUGGAUGAUGAAGUGAAAGUUGAAUCUCACUCCCUUGUUGUGGCAGACCUAAGAAAGAAAAUUAAAGACCUUGAAAUGGACAUAGAGAAUUUCGAAAAGUCUCGGUUUGAGCUUGAGAAGAGCCUGGAAGAGGAUGACAAUGAGGAAACUAAAGAGGACAUCCAGUUUUACAAAGAAAACAUUAGCGGCCUCAACACAGAGCUGAGUGCUCUAAAGAAGGAUCUGAUAGAACUGUGUCCUGAAGAGGGAGAUAUGGAGGCUCAGAAAGAGGCUGAGAGGAAGAGGAAAGAGGAGGAAAAAAUUCAACUUGAGGAGGAAAGAAAAAAGAAUGAGGAGAUGAAGGAAAAGCGAAGGGAAAAGCGAGGACGGGUGAUAGAGGAGUUGAUUCAGACAGAGAAGGACUUCCAGCAGAGCUUAGGCCUGUGUAUAGAGACAUUCUUAUCUCCCAAUGCUGAGAGGCAUCCCGAGGUGGAUGUUGGUGUACUGAUGGGGAACAUUGAGGAUGUGGCCGACAUGUCCCAGAGGCUUCUGACUGCCCUGGAGGGUGCGGUGCAGGGCAAAGGGUUCGAGGAGCAGGUCAUAGGUGUCUGCUUUGUGAUUCUGGCAGAGGACAUGAAGACGGCCUUCGCUCCGUACUGUCGUAACCACGACCAGGUCAUCACACUGCUGGAAAAGUAUGAGGAGAGUGAAACAGUAAUGGUGUACAUCAACCGAAUGUUGGAUCGACUGAGACAGAAGACUGUGGUGUUUGAUUUGGGGGCCCUGCUGAUUAAACCUGUACAAAGGAUCCUCAAAUACCCACUCCUGCUCAACGAACUCUUCAAGUCAACAGAGGAUGAUCAUCCAGACAAAAAGGAAAUCCUGAAUGCCAUCAACGCGAUGACUGAGGUGGCAUCAGCCAUCAAUGAGUAUAAACGCAGGAAGGACCUAGUGUUCAAAUACAAGAAAGUGUCCGAUGAAUCCUUCGGGGACAAACUUGCCAAACUCAGCUUCCACACAAUCAAAAAGAAAGGCAGCAGGUUCAAAGGUCGAAUUAGCACUAAUCUUGGAUUGUCACUGAUCAAAGAUGAGAGUUUUGACCGAGAAGAAAACAAGUUUCGACAGCUAGAGAAGAUGGUUAAAGUGUUUGUCAGGAACACUCAGAGCUUCAUGGACCAGUUACAGGAGUCGGUGACCUGCCAUGAGUGUAUGGUAGCCGACCUGGCCGACUUUUACGAUGACAAGCAGAGUAACGCCGAAAUGCAGAAAUAUCAAGAAGCUCAGGAACUUCUGGACAGGAAGCAUUUACCUCUCUUUCAAGAGACGGUGCGAGACAUGGUGACCUCCCCUUUGAACACUCUCCUGGCCCUGUUUGAGGCCCCCGGUAAGGUCAUACAGAAGAGGUUCGACAAGUUACUAGAUUACGACUCCAUGCAGAGGAAGGUCACAGACGGAAGGAUGCCAGAGAAGGCCUUACAGUCUGUGAAGAACGAUUACGAGGGUCUGAAUGCCCAGCUCCUGGACGAGCUUCCCAAGCUGUACAGCUUGUCCCUCCAGCUCCUGCAGGGCUGUAUCGCAGCCUUCGUGCAGGCCCAGCGGGAGUACGUCAACCAGAGAUCCCUGCAGCUCUCCGAUUCUCUGGAUCUCCCUUCUCUGCUGUCUUCCACGGAUAAUCUGAUUGAUGUCUUCAACAUCCGCCACGUGGCUGUCGUGGAUAAAAUGUCCUGGCUCAGCUUCAUUCCCAAGGGAUUCAAUCCCAAAGUGGAUGCUCUGAAACAGCCAGACAAGAAAGGGAAGAGGCCAUCUCUGGCUGAGGAGACAAGUAGCUCUCAGAGUCAAAGUCAGAAAGUCUACCUCCAGCAGAAAUUUACUCCCGACAAACUGUAUAAGGUGACUCAGAGUUACCUAGCAACAGAUCUGAUGGACCUGUCCCUGAAUGCUGGUGACCUUGUGGGGGUCGUACAGGACAAGGACCCCAUGGGCAACAAGGACAGGUGGUUUGUGGACAAUGGAGCUGCAAAAGGAUUUAUUCCAAAUCGUCUUCUCCAAAAGUCUCAGAUUCAGGACACUCCUGCACAUGAAGAAACGAAUCAGAUUUAUCCAAACAUCUCGGUGCCUACUUCACCUAUUUCACCCACAGUGAUCGGUAUGAGACAAAAUGUGCCUUUCGUUGGAAGUCUCGGCUCCCAGGGGUCACCUCCUGGGGGUGAAGGUCAGAGCAGAAGCUCUGUGGAUGGAGGUCAGAGCUCAGGUCCAAGGUCACCUCAGGCUGCUACCCUGGUCAGCCGGCAGAGUUUCAGUAAGGAGUUGGACGACUUUUUAGAUGAAGACAUGACACCUGACUUAUCUUCUACAGAGGACAAUGUUCAGCAUGAAUGUGAGGAGUUUUACUAUGCAGAAUACCCUUUCCAGUCCCGGGCAGGAAAUGAAGUGAGUUUAUUUGAAGGUCAAGUGGUGACAGUUUACGUCAAACACGACCAAGAGGGUAACAAUGAGUGGUGGUACGUGGAUGCUGAUGGGGUCAAAGGUUAUGCUCCAUCUAAUUAUCUUCAUCCAAUGAAAAUGUUUCAUUUGAAAUUUCCUAAAUUCAGAGGAUAUUAUACUUGGGAGGAACUAGGAUGUCUUGCCAGAGCCCUGGGGUAUCCUGUUGACCUAUUUAAGAAAAAUGUCACAGGCUCCGAAGUUGUUGUUGAGGAGCACGGACUCAGCCUCAAAGAGGCCUAUAAGAUGGUGGACCACAGACUUUUGGAGAGGGCCCUCCAUCGCACCUGUAACCUCCACUCGGGGGACUGGAACAUGAAUGUGGUCCGCAAAUGUCUCUACUAUCUCAGCCACUCUGCCAUCACGUUUGAGGAGUUGUACAACAUCAGGGUGGCCUACCAAGCGUUUGAACAGUUUGAUAUGAAGGGUCUGCUGAUUGACCAGGACAUACUACUUAGCAGUAUCAAGAUGUGUGGGCGUUCCAUUGCACCAAUGAAGCUGAUGCACAGGCUGAAACAUAUGAAGGUCCACUUUGAGGACAAAACUCGCAUCCAGCUGUCGGAAUACCUGGAACUAAUUCUAUGGUGUGGAAGUUACAAGGACUACACCCCCGAGGAUGGGACCGCCCCCCAGGGGAAGGAGAAUGAACUCUACAAGCUGGCAGACUUUGAGCAGCUCCUCUCCCACUAUGAUGCCCGUCUUGCCAAGAAACUCAACGAUGAAUACCUCAAAGAGGAGUGGGACUUUGGCCAGGAGAACCUGGGGAGUAAGAAGAUGUUCAAGGACCCCCCAAUCAUCUGUGCUGAGGAGAGGAUGGAAAUGGCUAGAAAGCAAAGGAAGUUAUACAAACAUCUGAAAAAGGAGAUAGUGACCUCUCAGAAAAUGGUUUACCGGGUAAAAGCUGGAUUUGUGAGAGACCGGCCUCUGACUGCUCCGGAUUUGUCAAUGUACCAGAGUAGUCAGAGAGCGGAGGAGAGACCAGAAAUGACGACCAAGUCUGCCUACGAUAGGAUCAACCAUCGGAUCAACAGCGGCCGAUCUAGAUCGGGUCACCAGAGGGAGGAAUCCAGUCCCCUGUGUGAUACCUCAGACCGCCCCCUGUACAUCAAGCCGCCAGAUAAAACGGUCAUGCCCAUUGUAUCUGAGGAAGAAAUCCAAGAAACCCAACUCAAGAAGGACAACCUUGUGUUUGAUAUAGAAACUGUGGAAAAAAGACAUCGCCUUCAAAUGGAACAGACGUUAAAUUAUUACAAACCUGGGUUCACAGAAAAAAUGGCUCUGAGGGAAGAGGAAGAUUCUGGCGCAGUUUUGGAAGAUAAACCUAGCUCUCCUCGAAGGAAGACAACAAGUGAAGAAACCAUCAACCACCUAGCCUACCCAGAGCCCCAGCCAAGUCAGUGUCACUCCAAAGUCUGUGAUGCGAGGUAUCGUGGAUGGCUUGAAGUGCAGACCAAGAAAGGUGAACAUUUUGUCCUGACAUCCCCAACAUUUGAAAAUUCUUACCAAGGUAGACUUCACAAAAAACUACAUUUGAGAGCAAAAUCUCAAGCAAAGAAAGUCACCUCAGAAUUUGCUUAUCGCUACACCAAAUCUAGUGAAUUAAAAAAGAGAAGACAAAUUACAUCCAGUCGACCCAACACAGCGCCCGCUGUCAUGCAGAAUCCAAUGUUACUGGAGGAGGAAGAUGAUGAUGAUGAAGAUGAUGAAAAGGACUUCCAGUACACUGAUUCUUUAACAACCAUUGAUGCAGGAUAUGAGUCUUGUGAGGACAAAAGUAAGCCAAGCUCCAAAACCAGUCUGACUCCUUCACAAGCUUGGAGUUGUGAGGAGGACAGUGUUAUAUCAAAGAGUUCAGGGGAUUCCUAUCCUUCACCUGAAGCCAGAUAUGAUGAAGUGAAUGAGACUUCUAAGAGCUCAGAGGACUGUGAUAUUGUACUGUUAAAACCAUGUGAUAGUAAGGGUCAAAAGUCACCAACUAAAACUAUCCAAGAAUUUCAAGGAAAAUCUGGCAAUACCUCUCAAGAAAGUGGUAAAAUUCUGAUGGUGCCAAAAAAGGAGAAAAUUUCUGUUGAUUCUGCUCCAGUUCCACAAAUGCAGCAUUCAAAGCCCAAAGUCGUUGCUGUGGGGGGAAUUGGAAAGAUUUCUCUCCUUGAGAGCAUUUCUGAACUCCAGCAGUGGGAAGAUGUUGGUGAGGAACAGAAAAACGAGGACUCUGCUCGACCAGAGAGCUUGCCCAAUCCAGUUCUACAUGAGGACCCUGUGCUUAAAAUAAUUGACAUAGGAGAAGAGAAAACUUUAGAAGACAACCUUCAUUUACUUAGUCGAAGGCUGAGUGCAGAUGCUGGAACAAACAAAAAAAAGUGCUCAAAUGCUAGCAUCGAGAUGCCAGCAUUGACAAUUGAAGAAAAGAUUGAGAGAGAAAAGCAAGCCCGGAUUCGGAAACAGAAGAGAUUACAAAGUUCCAGUCUAGUAAAGAUGGGAGUAGCUGUGUUUUCCCCACCGCGAGACAGAAAGCCUUCCAUAAAAUCAACUUCCAUAGUGCAUUCAACAUCCAGACCUUCAGUAUCUCAUCAUCCACACAACAAUAAAACUCAUCCAGAUCCACAUCAGCCAACUGGAAGUCAAUCCACAAGUGAACACAGCAACAUCCAGACUGCAUCCACAAGCCGUACACAAGACACAUUUCCAACCAAAGAGAAAACCCCCAGAUCUCAUUCAGGUGUCAAGAAAACAUUGGACAAAAACACCAAAAAUUCUAGUCUCCAGCAGAGCUGUAUACUGUCCAUCAGGAACAAUGUGACCAGCACUACCGACUUUGAAAAAGAAAACAUCCAAGUUCAAGGUCACCAGACCCACUCCCAACAGAACUCAAGGAAAGGGUUAAAUGACAACAGUAAACUGAACUGUGAUGAUAGGAAGGGGUCCAUUAGAGGCAGUAAACAUGGUAGGGGGAAGUAUGACAGACUCCUCAAGAGAAUGGAGGGCUGUAUAUCAGACGUCUUUGCUACUAAACUAGCAGCUGCACGUCCUAUAGUAAAAUAGCUACUAUCCUGUGAUUAUUUAAGUGCUAAUUUCUGCUAGUACAUGUACUAAUGUGCUGCAAUCAUGAGAUUUCUGUGUAUUAUUAGUAAAUUAAAAUAAGUCAUGAAACUUACUAUUAUAAUAGUACAUCAUUUCUUUGUUAAAUAUAAGUAUAAUUGACCAAAUUCAUGCACUAGUAUAUCUGAUAUUGCAGAGAUAGGACAAUAUGUGGAAAAUAAAAUACAUGUAUGUACACUUUAAAUUGGUCUGUGAUAUGUAAAAGUA
Messenger RNA from Magallana angulata, 8478 nucleotides. RefSeq names its product dynamin-binding protein-like. Lineage: Eukaryota; Metazoa; Mollusca; Bivalvia; Ostreida; Ostreidae. The transcript has 32 exons. Gene Ontology annotation, biological process: intracellular signal transduction. Gene Ontology annotation, cellular component: cytoplasm. Bases 1 to 8214 code for a protein of 2737 amino acids. Gene Ontology annotation, molecular function: guanyl-nucleotide exchange factor activity; protein binding. The record is from RefSeq and is a predicted model, not a curated record.